UGUCGCCUAUAGCAACAAAGUCAUUAGUUAUAUGUACUUUUCAACUAUGAGAAACUAGAGAUUGCAGCAAAUUCUGUGAAGAUGAAGUUCACGGUGUCAAAUCUAUCAAGCUCUAUGUUCCUCCUCGUGUUAUUCAUAGCUCUUGUCUCUCAUACACACGGAAGCAAGAUCGACCACCAUAGAAGCAACAAACAUGUUGCCCUCUUCAUUUUUGGCGAUUCUUUCUUAGAUGCUGGCAAUAACAACUACAUCAACGCAACAACCCUUGGCCAAGCAAAUUUCUGGCCCUAUGGGGAAACAUACUUCAAGUUCCCAACGGGGAGAUUCUCUGAUGGACGGUUGAUAUCAGAUUUCAUAGCUGAAUACGCAAACCUUCCAUUGGUUCCACCAUAUUUACAACCUGGCAAUAGCAAUUACUACGGUGGAGUGAAUUUUGCAUCUAGUGGUGCGGGUGCUCUUGUUGAAACUUUUGAAGGGUCGGUAAUACCCUUCAAAACACAAGCAAGAAACUACAAGAAAGUAGCAGCUUUGUUGAGGCACAAGUUAGGCAGUUCUGAAACUAAAUCAUUGUUAUCAAGCGCUGUCUACAUGUUUAGCAUCGGAUCCAAUGAUUAUCUUAGCCCGUUCUUGACACAUUCUGAUGUUCUUAACUCUUACUCUCAUUCAGAAUAUGUUGGUAUGGUUGUUGGUAACUUGACUUCCAUUAUCAAGGAAAUAUACAAGAGAGGAGCUAGGAAAUUUGUGUUCAUGACCUUGCCACCCCUGGGUUGUCUUCCAGGCACUAGAAUAAUUCAAUUAGAAGGAAAGGGUAAAUGCUUACAAGAACUUUCAGCCCUUGCAAGCUUACACAAUGGAGUUCUAAAAGUAGUUCUCUUACAAUUGGAUAAGCAAUUAAAGGGCUUUAAAUUUGCUCUAUAUGAUUUCAGUGCUGAUCUCACUCUAAUGGUGAACCAUCCCUUGAAAUAUGGUUUGAAGGAGGGAAAAUCAGCAUGUUGUGGAAGUGGACCAUUUAGAGGAGUGUAUAGCUGCGGAGGGAAAAGAGGGGAGAAGCAAUUUGAAUUAUGUGACAAACCCAAUGAAUAUUUAUUUUGGGAUUCUUAUCAUCUUACAGAAAGUGCUUACAAAAAAUUCGCAGAUCUUAUGUGGGGCUUCACCAACAACUCUUCAAAUAUAGGGCCUUACACUAUUGGAGAUCUCUUCCAACUCCCAUGACUUGUUUACUUGGCUCAUUGUUUUUCUUGCAACAAAUUAAGUCAAAAUGUUGAUCAUUAUACCUUGAUUGUGUUAACAAAUUGCAUGUAUAACCGCUUGGUCCAGUAAUAAUUAUUUACGUAAUUGAUGGUACAAUACAAUUAUAAAGCUUGUGUAAUUUAAAUGAAUUGAAUUUUGAAGAAAGGAAAUGUGAUGAAUUGUGGUACAGAGGUGUUAAGCUUAAGGUGAU
Messenger RNA from Glycine soja, 1441 nucleotides. RefSeq names its product GDSL esterase/lipase 5-like. The record is from RefSeq and is a predicted model, not a curated record. The transcript is spliced from 5 exons. Gene Ontology annotation, molecular function: hydrolase activity, acting on ester bonds. Lineage: Eukaryota; Viridiplantae; Streptophyta; Magnoliopsida; Fabales; Fabaceae. The coding region runs from base 82 to 1212 and encodes 376 amino acids.